This is a messenger RNA of Rhincodon typus (whale shark), 5512 nucleotides long. It is a transcript of the gene rttn, whose product is annotated as rotatin. The coding region runs from base 39 to 5390 and encodes 1783 amino acids. Gene Ontology annotation, cellular component: ciliary basal body; centriole; centrosome. NCBI's taxonomy places the organism in Eukaryota, Metazoa, Chordata, Chondrichthyes, Orectolobiformes, Rhincodontidae. The transcript is spliced from 42 exons. Gene Ontology annotation, biological process: centriole replication; centriole-centriole cohesion; ciliary basal body organization. The record is from RefSeq and is a predicted model, not a curated record.
ACCGCCAUCCAUCAGCCGAAUCCCGGGAUCUGCUGCGCAUGCGGACUGCAAUGCGAGCGCAGUUCCGUGUUGGUACGAACUACAAUUCUCAGAAUGCAAUCGGUCACCAGCUUGUGGAAAUUAGAGUUCGAGCGCUGAAGAAUAUUUUGUGUAAAAUUGAUCAUGGUUUGAUAUCUGUUGUUGAUCUGGCUCAAGAAAAAAGUCUUUUCAUUCGACUUCUGGAAUGGUUCAACUUUCCAACUAUUCCAAUGCAAGAAGAAGUACUCACGCUAUGUAAUCGCCUUGUAAAGCAUUCUUCAGUUGCCCGAUUAUUUCGAGAAAUUGGAGCUUUAGAAUUUCUAGCACAGCUGCGAUCCAAUGUGGAGCCAAAGUUACAAGCGUGCAUCGAUGAAGUUAUGGAUGAUCUGUUCAAACUGCCAGAUACAAUUGUUGAUGUGCCACCUAUUGCCUAUCAGUCACAACCUCUGAAAUCCUCUGAUAAUAAAGCUAUACCUCCUGUAACAUUCGAAGAGGAAAUAGUUGGUUACUUUCAGAGAAGCAGCUGCAGUCAAAUACAACAAAGCAGAAUUUUGCCUCAGAAAGCAGUUGGUAAUGAUACAGUGAAAUGCCUGAAGUAUUCCACCUUUCCUUGGUUGACGCUCACUAUGACAGAUAGGCAUGUUCUUUCAUCAAAUGAAAGCUCUCUGAAAAGCAGUAAUCACACCUUAGUUCGCAAUACUUGUGAACUUCUGCAAGAUGUCAUAAUGCAGGAUUUUCCUGCUGAGAUCUUCCUUCAGCGUCCAAAGAUUGUCCAGAACCUUCUCUUGUUGACAAAAUUAGCGUUUGGUGGAGAUGGAACACAAUAUUUAGCGAUGCAAGCCGUGGGUUGCUUGACCCAACUGUCUGUGUAUCUGCAGAGGAGACUAAACUUUCACAGGGAUCCCAGCUUCUUUUCUACAAAACAAGAUUUAGUUUCUCAGCACUCUUCUGUGGCUUAUUCUCAGGAAACAAGGGGGACACACAUUUCCCAAAAUCCCUCUCUAAGAAGUACCAGUCCCAGACCAUCCGUAGUUGGGCGAACUGUUCAACGUCCCAGAGGAGAUGGCCAAGAUGGUGAUGCAGUAUCAUCAAGUGCAAGCAGUUCUCAGAGGUUUGCUAACUCUGGAAGUCCGCUGUCUAACCAUUCAAUUGUUGACUUGGAACUUCCUGAGAUGGAAAGUGAUGAUUCCUUGGAGCUUCAGUUCCAGCAGCUUACCCUUCCACAGUUUUGUGUGGCUGUACUGGAGCAUGCAGUGCCAAUGCUCAGAACAGGUAGUCAGAAGAUGGUGAUGUAUGUUUUGGAACUGUUGUUUGAAGUGCUGUUGCUCGUCGGUGAUUCAAUCUCUGAAGAUGUCUGGAAUGAUGACAGUCUUCUGGGACGUGAACUAAUGGAAAGCCUGGUGGCAAUCUUGGAUACUCUAGCGGAAACUCUUGACUACCACUAUAUCAGCAUUACUGAAGAGCAGUCAGAGUCUGAUCUGAUGCAUCACCGAAUGGCUUUUAUUAGCAUUGCGUUAUUCACUAUACGCCUGCUACAAAUAAUUCUCCCUGUGGAGAAGGCAAGAAAAAUUCUGCCAGAGAACCUAGGGAGUGUUCUAUAUCUUCUGUCCCUGGAUUUAUCAUUUCGUUUCAGCUACCACAGCAUUCAUGAGACUGUCACUGCAUACUUAGAGCAGGUCAGCCUGGAGAGUUACAAGAUAUAUAAGAGAGCAACUGAGAUGUUGGAAUCAAUGGAGUGUGUAUGUACUUUUCUCAAAGCUGCUGAAACCAAGGGUGAAAUGAAUCUUAUGGAGCUGAUUGAAUUUGCAGACCAGGCUUUGAUUAGCCUUCCUUAUCAUCAGCAGCUGCAAGUGAUCCUAAGAUAUGUUGAAAUCUGCUCAGAAAUUUCCAAAUCUGCAGAGGCCAUGCCAAUACUUGACCGCGAGAGUCGGAAAAUAUUUCUGAAACUUUUGUCUCACACCUUGCCAACUAUUAAAGUCGAAACUUAUCGCUGCUGUUUAAAUCUCGUGAAGGCUUGUCUUGGAAUCCACAAUGUUAUCAACCCAAUGUCAUCAAUUUCUCGAGGUGUUAAUUUCCUUCUCCAUCCCUGGGUUUUGUAUGAAAUAUGUACAUUUGGUCUAAUGGAUUCAACUGAACAGGUGAACUGUGCAGCAAAAGAGAUACUUAUUAUCUUACUGCAGAGCCACCUGGUCUUGAGCACUUCAAGUUGGAAUAUGUUAAUUGAAGCUUUAUAUCCUGUGAUUCCAAUACUCCAGGGCUUUGCAUCAGUUGAAGAUCCACUAGGAACAUGCAUCCUUGCACUGAGUGGACCAUGCAAUGAAGAUACUGCUGGCAUUCUGUCAUGCGCAGCCAAAAUUCGUGCAUCUCUUCGACUUUUUAUGAGCAAACUGCAUUUAGUGCGCUCUGUAGCUUUUACACACUUGAUGCCUCACCUGGUUAAUGAAGAAGAUGCCUCCGACAAACUUCCUGUGCUGCAAGGAAGUAUAUUGAAUCAUGUGUCUGAUUUGUACAUGUUGGAGAAAUCUAUUGAUUUGCAAUUAGACACUGGCAAAUCUUUUUUCAAGGAAGACAAUGUCUGUAAAGUGUAUGGAAUCCUGAUCUCUGAGACAGUUGACCUGUCUCUUCGGAAAUCUGCAGCAGAGCAACUGGCUGUUAUGGCUCAAGAUGCCAAACUCCAUGCUGUGUUGAAAAACCAAGGUAUCGUAGAAAAGAUUGUUUCAUUUGCACAUGAAAGUGUGCACAGAAAUGGAAAGAGCAUGCAGUGCAUGGUGUUGCCAUGUCUUACAAUUUUACGAAAGCUGGUUUACUUGGAUCCAACUUUGCGCCACAGCCUAGCUCAGCAGUCCUCUUUUCUGCUUACCCUCUUCAGAGUGUCCCUGGCUUUGCAGAAGGACAAAGAAAUUCUUAGUGAGGUGGCAGCUCUGCUAACUCUACUGCUGUUUGAUGAAGUAGCCAGGAUAGAUUCCUGGUCUGAUAACAUCACUGCUCCAUCCCCGCCAUUCAGUUUACCAGUUGUUGUAACCCAAAGAAUGAGCAAGAAGCAGGAUUGGAUAUCACUGUGGUCUUUGGCAGAUGAACAGAACAAUGAGGAUCAAAUGCCAUCACAACUAGGUCUGGCGUGGCUCAUUCCACUUUGGGUUGACCGAGACCCUGAGGUCCGUUUUGGCAGUUUGGGUAUUGGAUCAGCAUUGACUCUGGUUGAGAAUGGCUGCAUUGCAUUUGCAGCCAGCUGUCAGAAUAUUUCUGGAGGAUUAUGGGGCACAGUUCUAAACAUCCUUCUGGACCAAUCUGAAUGCAGUAUGGCUCGUAAGGAGGCUGCGUCCAUACUACAGAAUUUGCUGAUGAUUUGUAUGCCAACCACAUUGGAGGAGGCCAAGAAUUAUGUCUGGCAGCUUGAGAAGGAGAAUCUGAACUCCGAUGUAACAGUAUUACAGUUGACUAAAGGUCAGAGUGACUCAGAAGCUACCCAAUCACCGCACAGCAGGAAUUCUCAUGUUUCUGAUCCUCCAUUAGAGCAGUGUGCAGUCAUUACCCUUCACUUCUCAUCAGCUCUAUGUGGCUUGCUUGCUAACCUACUGGCAACUAUUCCAGAAGACACAUUAAAUGCAGUCAAGCAAAACCAGUUGCUUGCAGCUUUCCAUGGUUUGGUAAACACUGGUUUGCUGGAGAGGUGCCUGUGGGAGUUGGGAGCACCACUGACUCGCCUUAACCACUACGAAGAUAUUAAAGCUCAGGUUUUGAGCCACCUUCAAUAUCUGUCUGCAUUUUCUGGUUUAGUUCAACACUGUUUCGUCUUGCAUCCAGAUCACGUAACUCAGGAUGACUUUCUGAAGCCAUUGUUGUUAAAUAUAUUCACUGUACUUUGUAUACGGUGCAAGGAUUAUUUUGGCUGUGAGGUAACAUCUGCCAUCUACCAAGCAUGGACAGACUUAUUUAUGCUUUUGAACACAAUCCUACGGAAAACUGCUCAGGAUACAUUCCCAGCAGUUGUAACUGCAGUGGCAAAACAUUGGGCUGCUCUCAUAGGUACGAUUUCCUUGUGCAUUCAGAUGUCUACCACCAGACCCAGUUUGUAUACAGUAUCCUUACAAUUCAUUUCUCUCCUUCUGACUGAAGAGGGAAAGAGGCAAUGCCAAAUUGGAGCUAUAAAUUGCUCAAUCAACUGUCUGGCUCUUACAAAGCUUUUAGAUGGAAAUGAAGGGGAUGAAUCAUCAGGCAGCCAGCUCUGUGAGAGCCUAUUAAAGAGCUUUGAGGGUAAAUCAUCUGACGAUACUCUCAGGAAGGUUGCAGCAGGUGCUCUUAUAGCAUUGCUUCCUGUAAGCAUUUGUGCUCAGAAGCAUGCAUUGGAAGCUGGCCUCAUUGACAGCUGUAUAGAGCAGAUGAAGCAUACUUAUGUACAAUUCAACUUGGAUUCACUGAGACCUGGAAAAGUGAUCCAAAGGAAAAAGGAUGAUAGUCUUACCAGAGAGCUGAAAAUGGUGAUGCAUUUGCUGAGGAAUUGCUUAUAUCACAAUGUUGAAUGCAAAGUUGCAGCAUCUGAUGCUCACCUUGUGAGUGCAAUUUACUCACUUUGGCCCUGGUUUUUAAUGGAUGAUAAGCUGAUUUUGGCAGCCCUGAAACUGUUAUGUGUCUACACAGCAAACCUACCAGCAUCAUGUGUUUCCCUGUGCUGUGGAAGUGGAGCACCACUUGUUUCCCAUUCUUCUCAAAAGGGUAUAGCAGGUAACUCUCUAGUUCACAUGAUCAUGAAGCAAGCCUUGCAGAAGACCCACAACAACAGUGCAAUUCAGCAAAUGGCAUUUGCUGUCCUUUCCAACUUGGCCAUUUCCCAUGAGUGUAAAGGCGUGUUGCAGAAGAGCAAUUUCUUGCAUAACUUCCUUGUGCUACCAUUACCAAAGACAGCAGGAAAACCACUAAGCACUCUUGCUGUGCUUUGGCUGAAGCUGUUGCUGAAUAUAUCUUUUGAAGAUGAAGGACAACAGAUGAUUCUGAAGAUGAAUGGUAGUCUGGAGCUUUUGACAGCAAUGUCCCAGCACAAGCACAAGAACAACCAGACUACUGCUUUGCUUGUGCUUCAUAAUAUUUGUUUCAGUCCUGCCAACAAGCCAAAGGUUCUAGCUAAUGAUAAAACCAUGUCAGUAUUUGCUGCUUGUCUAGAAAAUGACAAUCCUACAGUUCAGACGAUAGGUGCCUCAGCACUUUGGGCUUUACUUCAUAACUACCAAAAGGCCAAAGUUACACUGAAAAAUCCAUCGAUGAAGAGGAGAGUGGAUGAAGCUAAUUUUUCAAUCAAGAAAUGUAACCUUGAAGGUUCUCUCAAUCUUUAUCUUUUGAAGUGUCUGGAAAAUCUAGCAAUUUUGCUGAACUGUUAGUGACUGUGAUGCUAAUGUGAGAAAUUUAUUGAGGAGUGGCAUUCAUCCUGCCUGUAAAUCAUGUAUAUAUUUAAUUGAUGUUCUAAUGCAUUUUCCACAAUAAAGUGUUUGUGUUCUUGGUU